UCAUGAAUUUGUGGGUGUGUAUGGGUGUGUAUAGUUAUACAGACCCACAGGUGUCCAUGGACCUCCUGAGGGCGGUCCUUCAACCCAGCUUUAACGAUGACAUCAUGGCCGUGUUCCGAAAAUACCACACGUUCUUUGAGAAGGCGGCGCAUAACGUGAAGGAGAAUAUUGGUGACGAGGUGCACGCAGAUCAGCUCAUCAAGGAAGCAUGCAGGAAUGUUCUGGAACAUGCCAAAGUUAUGUUUGCCGAAAGUGAGGCAAAGAAGCCGAGUUGCGAGGUCAGCGUCAAGCGUCCUCGAGGUUGCGAAGAAAGCAGCAGCCAGAGGGGCAGUCCGGUCCCCAAAAAGAGGAAGAACCGCACAAGCGGCGCCGUAGCGUCUGACCGAUCAUUGAACAUCUCCGCUCACGUGAAGGCAAAGUGUGAAGCCAUCAAGAAAGAAGGACCAAAGUGGGAGCCGUCCAGACUGAAUGAAAGCAGCACUUUUGUUUUGGGGUCCAGAGCUAACAAUUAGGGGGGCGGCGAUUCUCCCGGCAGUUGCUGCAGCAAUUGACGGAAUCCAGCAAGAUGACUUUGGCAGCAUAUGUCACAGACCAAACUAGAAACUGGACCAUCAUAGAUGUUGCUGCUGCAUUUCCCGCACUGUCAAUUUUCAAUAACAUC
Syngnathus acus (greater pipefish) is the source of this 661-nucleotide messenger RNA. Its product is annotated as deoxynucleotidyltransferase terminal-interacting protein 1-like. The record is from RefSeq and is a predicted model, not a curated record. NCBI's taxonomy places the organism in Eukaryota, Metazoa, Chordata, Actinopteri, Syngnathiformes, Syngnathidae. Bases 3 to 512 code for a protein of 169 amino acids. Gene Ontology annotation, molecular function: DNA binding; nucleosome binding. The transcript is spliced from 8 exons. Gene Ontology annotation, cellular component: nucleus.